This is a messenger RNA of Podospora pseudocomata, 1248 nucleotides long. RefSeq lists its product as uncharacterized. Gene Ontology annotation, biological process: regulation of DNA-templated transcription. Bases 1 to 954 code for a protein of 317 amino acids. The record is from RefSeq and is a predicted model, not a curated record. NCBI's taxonomy places the organism in Eukaryota, Fungi, Ascomycota, Sordariomycetes, Sordariales, Podosporaceae. The transcript is spliced from 2 exons. Gene Ontology annotation, molecular function: DNA-binding transcription factor activity.
AUGACCCGAGAGACAUCUACAGAACCACCAAAGCCAUCCAAGCGGAAGGGUACUCGCAGCGUGUCGACACUCACGCCCACGCAACUUGCCCGGAAACGGGCCAAUGACCGGGAAGCCCAGCGCGCAAUCAGGCAACGCACAAAAGAGCACAUCGAGCGGCUGGAGAAGGAGUUGGAAGAGUACAAGAACCGACAUAGCCGGGACGAGACCAUCAGCCAGCUCCAGAUGAGGAACCAUGCGCUGGAGAGAGAGGUGUUCAGUUUGCGCGAAGAACUCAAACGCUUCAAUCAUAAUAUGUUUUCACCACCCGGUAUAUCCCAGCCAUCAGCUCUUGCCUGUCCAUUUCGAGCUUCCAUUCUAACCACACCAGCCCCAGGCUUUGAGGCACCCGAUCUGCUACCCGCCGGUCACGCCGGCAUUCCUAGCCGGCCUCCGCCAUUUGGGCAACCAUCCAACGACUACAACUCGGCGCCGCAGACCUUCACAUUUGUGCCCACGACAGAGGAACAAUGGCCCUCUGGGGUGUCAGUAUCUUCGGUUCCAGUGUCCUCCGUCUCGGUUCCCUCGGUCGUUUCCAGCCCUUGCUCUUCCCCGAGCCACCCCGACGAAGCCUUCAUCCCGGCCUAUAUCCCGACCAGCAUGCCGACCAUGAUGGAAGGGAAUGUGAUCACGCCCACUUCUAUGCCUUGCAUGGAUGCUGCCGCUACGAAACUGGAGUUUGAACAACGAGAUAUUGAUCCAGGUACAACGACCAGCCGUGGGGCCGAUCAAAUUCCAGAAUCAUGGCCAAACGCUAACAGUAAGGUGUCAUCAGCAGCAGACCAUGGCUAUCCUAAUCCCAAUGUAUCGCAGCCAGCUGCAGGAUACAUCACACCUCAACCGUGGUCCGCGACGAUGUAUCCUUCUUACUACCAGCCGCAGCCACAUGGACUGCCACAGGCUGCUGGUCUAUGAAUGGCUCUCACGGUGACCGGAUCACCCAAGAAGACCUUUAUCACCCACUUUACGCCACUCAUCACUUGCCGCCACCUGCAGCAGUGGACAAACCUUCGUUCCUUAAUCGGCCCCAAGCACGUCAACGCUCCCGGGAUUGGGUGAAAACACCCAGACGAUGCACAAUCUGGCAGCGAUAUCUGACAUGGCCACAUACUGCCGGUUGAUAUGUGGGCCACCCUGUCACGCCAGCAGCGGGUGAAAUAUCGGGCGACAGCGAUCGCCCCCAGAAGGGGAAAACAGGGCCGUCUCAGC